AUGCCAGAUAAGAUUUUGAGUGUUCUUCAGAGUACUCUGCACGACCUUCUCUUGUUACUAGAUAUCGCUUCCGAUGACACACAUAACCAUCCGCGCCUUGAAGAAUCUGCCCUGAAGGUCGCUCGCGACUACGACGACUUCGCAAACAGUAUCAUUUCCCUCCUGCAGCACAAAGUCAACGAUGCUUCCGACGUCAGUCAUGGCUUCCAUCUGCCGGACAAUGCAGCAAUUGGCGUAUACAACUCUUUCGCAGAAAAGGCAACACCGAUGCUCCGGGAUAUCUAUACAACAUCGUGCAAGCUCAAAUGCACUGUACUAAAGCGGUGGACAAAACUGGAAGAUGAUGCUAAUCACUGCUCGGAGGAAAGAGCAUUUUCUUUUGCGGGGCGGUUACCGCUAUCAGGCGUUUCCAGUGACCAUGCCACCUCCACAGUACUCAAACGACUGUCGUUGGAUAUUGGUGGAACGCUGAUAAAGGCUGCUUACUGUUGCCCGUGCAGUGACUGUGACAUCUAUUCGCUGCUAUAUUGCGCCCAGCAUGCGCUUCAUGAUCUGCUUCAUUGUUUGGAGCGUUACUACAGCUUUGACCCACUUCCACACUGCGAGGUUGACCGUAACCUUCGCAGGAUGCUGCCCGCAAUGAUUCGGUUGGACAACGGUUCGGUGAUUCGAUUUCGACGGUUUAAAGUAGACUCACUGGGUGAUGUGAUUGACUCCUUGUUGGCGCAUAACGUGGUUGAUGAGAAUACCCAAAUUAACGCCACGGGUGGAGGAGCGUACAAGUAUGCCAAACUUUUCCAGGAGCGUCUGCCUCAGUGCACGUUCCGCCAAAUACCCGAAAUGCCCUGUGUGGUUGGGGGAACGGAGUCAAUGCACAACGUGAACCGGUGCUUUAUAAGGUACAACUUGCGUGGCGGAUGCACACAGUUGACCAGUGUGGCCGUGUGUUAUCCGUACCUCAUUGUGAACAUUGGAUCUGGCAUUUCGAUACUAAAGGUCAUGUCCAAGGGAUGCUUCGAAAGGGUAACUGGGACCAGUAUAGGUGGCGCCACUGCUCAUGGACUGACCAACACGCUUUUGGGUCUGAAAACAUACGAAGACUUCCCGCUCUUGUAUGAUAAAGGUUGCUUGAGUGUUACUUGUGGCUUCUGCCCAGCAUCCACGGAACCCACGGCCUCGUCCGACAGACUAAAGGCUAGCUUUGGGGCGUCUGAUGGCCACGUCAGCGUAGAAAACGUUGCUCGAAGCACGAGCGACAUGGUAUCGUACAAUAUUGGCCAAUUGGCCUUCCUGGUGGCAAAGAGCUACGGGGUGGAUCGCAUAGUUUUCACGGGAUCGUACACCACGAAUUACCGGAUGACAAUUGACGUUGCGGCGCGUGCCAUAGCUUCGAUGGCCGAGUCAUACGAAGUUACCCCUAUGGACGUCCUCGUAUCGGUGUUUGGCUCGUAUGCAGGUGCUUUGGGCUGUUUGUUGUCACAGUGA
Molecule: messenger RNA, 1485 nt
Organism: Babesia ovata
Lineage: Eukaryota; Apicomplexa; Aconoidasida; Piroplasmida; Babesiidae
Product: fumble
Exons: 7
Coding region: 1-1485 (494 amino acids)
Biological process (GO): coenzyme A biosynthetic process
Cellular component (GO): nucleus; cytosol
Molecular function (GO): ATP binding; pantothenate kinase activity
Source: RefSeq, a predicted model, not a curated record